Molecule: messenger RNA, 1790 nt
Organism: Ipomoea triloba (trilobed morning glory)
Lineage: Eukaryota; Viridiplantae; Streptophyta; Magnoliopsida; Solanales; Convolvulaceae
Product: 3-ketoacyl-CoA synthase 12-like
Exons: 1
Coding region: 217-1617 (466 amino acids)
Biological process (GO): fatty acid biosynthetic process
Cellular component (GO): membrane
Molecular function (GO): acyltransferase activity, transferring groups other than amino-acyl groups
Source: RefSeq, a predicted model, not a curated record
ACGUACAGCCCAUCAGUCUUGGUGGGAGUUGAAACUUUUAAGGCAUGGAGCCAAUUAGCCAGCCAAGCAGGCUUUCCCAAAGUCAAAAAUGCAACAUGACACGAAAGUGACGACCUAAUAUAAUAUAACACAAGUAUGAAGUACCCCUUAUAAAUCCACAAAGAUUUUUAUCAUAAAAACCCAACAAUAACAUAACCUCAUCUCUCUUGGUUUCCCAUGGAUUCCAUUAUUUCCGUUCUAGUACUCUACGUUCUCCCUCUCCUCUGUAUCUUCUUCUCCCUGAAGAAGAUGAUAGAUUUAAGGACGCGCCGAGCGUGUUACAUUCUUGAUUAUCAGUGCUACAAGCCGACCGACGAUCGAAUGCUGAGCACGAAGCUUAGUGGGGAGGUGGUUUUCAGGAACAAGAAUCUUGGGUUGAGCGAGUACAAGUUCCUGUUGAAGGCCAUCGUGAGUUCCGGGAUCGGCGAGGAAACGUACGGGCCGAGGAUGGUGUUCCAAGGCCGGGAAACGUGUCCGGCGUACGAGGAUGGGAUAUCGGAGAUGGAAGAGUUUUUCCACGACAGCAUUGGGAAGAUGUUGAAGAGACAAGGGAUUUGUGGGUCGGAGAUUGAUGUUUUGGUGGUGAAUGUCUCCAUGCUCGCUUCGGUGCCGUCGUUAUCCGCGCGGAUUAUCAAUCGGUACAAAAUGAGAGAGGAUAUCAAGGUUUAUAACCUCUCCGGCAUGGGGUGUAGCGCGAGCCUCAUAUCUAUUAACAUCGUCGAAAACAUCUUUAAAACUCGCGAAAACCUCUCCGCUCUAGUUGUAACCUCGGAGUGCCUGAGUCCUAACUGGUAUUCCGGGAAUGACCGGUCCAUGAUUCUCGCUAACUGUUUAUUCCGGUCCGGCGGUUGCGCUAUUCUCUUGACAAACAAACCGGCGUUACACCAUAAAGCCAUGUUCAAGCUGAAAACCCUAGUGCGGACCCACCACGGCGCGAAAGACGAAUCCUAUAAUUGCUGCAUACAAAAGGAGGACGAGCUAGGGAAACUCGGGUUCCACCUCGGCAAAACCCUCCCAAAAGCCGCCACCGUGGCAUUCUUAGAGAAUCUCAAAGAAAUCGCCCCCAAAAUCCUACCUGUCCGGGAGCUCGUCCGUUACGCACUCCUCCAAAAAAUCCCAACAAACUCCGGAAAAAGCGGAACAGCACGCCCGGCGGUUAUAAACUUCAAAACCGGGGUCCACCACUUCUGCAUCCACACGGGCGGGAAAGCGGUGAUCAACGGCAUCGGGCAGAGCCUCAACCUGAGCGAACACGAUCUCGAGCCGGCCAGAAUGACCCUCCACAGAUUCGGGAACACCUCUGCUGGGAGCCUUUGGUACGUGCUGGCCUACAUGGAAGCCAAGAAGAGGCUUAAGAAAGGCGAUAAUGUGUUCAUGAUUAGCUUCGGGGCCGGGUUCAAGUGCAACAGUUGUGUAUGGGAAGUGGUUCGAGAUUUGGAAGACGCAAAUGUCUGGAAAGAUUGCAUUGAUAGCUACCCACCACAAACCCUAAUCAACCCUUUCUUGGACAAAUAUGGAUGGGUUCAUAAUGCAGAUCCUGCCAGCUUUUCUCUCCCAGAUUACUAUCGCCUCCCCUGAUUUUAUUUUCUCUCUCUUCCAAAAUUUUAUUUCGAUUGUUUUUUCCCCCACUUUUCAAUUUUAUUAUAGUGUAUUGAUUGAUGAUAGUGGCCUCACUGGCCUGGUUAUAAGUGUGAGAUAUAUGGUGAUUAUAAAUGUAAAAUAAAAGUUGGAGUGGAUUUAAUUUAUUAUUC